This is a messenger RNA of Mesorhabditis spiculigera, 858 nucleotides long. NCBI's taxonomy places the organism in Eukaryota, Metazoa, Nematoda, Chromadorea, Rhabditida, Rhabditidae. The record is from the annotation of a GenBank genome assembly.
AUGUCUGAAAAUUCAUCAGAAGAAGAAGCUGAUGGUCAUGUCACGGAGAAUCGGCGGAAAGCGGGCCGCAUCGCCAGGUUCCUUAAAAUCGCGCUCCCUCAUUUUGGGCUCUACUGCUUCCUGUUCUGCUACUUGAUCUUCGGGGCCUGGAUGUUUGCAAAAAUCGAGAACGAGACGGACCUCCAGCUGCAACAUGAAAAGGCAAGGAAAGCGGGUCUUGUGGAUUUUUGCGGAUUCCUGUACGUGGCAGCUGGUGGCAACAAGACAUUCCUCGAGGCCUUUUUCGUCACCUUCAAUCUUGUCGCGAAUUUGACGAUGGGGGAAAUGCCGACAGAUCUCAAUCAUGCGCUUACGCUAAUUUAUAUAUUUCUCUUUGUCACUUUUGGCGUCGCCGUACUGUCGAUGUGCGCCGAGUUGGCCGCUCUUGAGUUGAAGGACCUAUUCCUAAAGAUCCACUACUUUGGGAGGAGAAUCAUCAAGCGUAAGAAGCGUCCCGAGCAGAUAGAGGAACUGCUGAAGAUUAUCGUCGAGAUACGCCAGAAAUAUCCGGAGAAACAGCAUAUUACGACGCUGGAUAUAUUGCAGUACAUGAACGAGCGGUCGCUGAACACCUCGACCCCGUUGGUGGACCGCCGGGAUACGAUAGCUUUCAUGCCACAGACUGUCGAGACCCUGAAAUUUGCCGACGAGGGUGACCAAGAGGAGCGAUCUCUUAGCCGGGUAGAAGAGUUGCCGUUGCUGGAUAAGAGCGUUGAAGUGUGGGCGGUGUUCAGCGAGAGUGAGCUGGAGGAACGGCUACGGCAGCAUCCGGUGCAGCAUCAGAAGCGGAUUUUGGGGCGGCUGCAAAGGCAGAAAAGG